Molecule: messenger RNA, 2737 nt
Organism: Tribolium castaneum (red flour beetle)
Lineage: Eukaryota; Metazoa; Arthropoda; Insecta; Coleoptera; Tenebrionidae
Exons: 11
Coding region: 160-2694 (844 amino acids)
Biological process (GO): glycerophospholipid catabolic process; ceramide biosynthetic process; sphingomyelin catabolic process
Molecular function (GO): sphingomyelin phosphodiesterase D activity
Source: RefSeq, a predicted model, not a curated record
AUUGCCAACCAUUAUGUUCCGCUUCUAUAAAAGUGUUAUUCUAGGAACAUAACCUAUAAGUGUAAACAAAUCACCCAUUUCAGAAAAUUAGGUUAUGUUAAUUGUUGGUUAAAAAAAACGUUUCAAAUUUAUUUACUGUGUGUGUACUUAAACGCUAAAAUGUUGAAUAACGAAACAGACAGUUUUAUGAAUCGCGUCCGGCGAGCCCUGACGCUCCCUAUCAGAGCCCGAUGUGCCGAACUAACCGUGUUAUUUGAUCGGGGAAGCACCUUAGAUUUGCAGAAUUUUUUCCCCCUACUAAUCGACAACAUAUUCGGGCCGCAAGGCACAGUAAGUUGGGGCUUACGUGUAGCCAGAGAUGUUAAUGAGGAUUUCCGACAACUGGAGCAUUUUUUAUCGCCUUGUGGACCUGUCUUUAAGUUAAUUUAUACACUUCUCAAAGAUCCAUCUGCUAAAUACGAUUUUCCGGUAAUGUAUUUACCUGUUAAGGUACAACAGAUACUGGAAAAUGCCCAGUUACACCCGUUUUAUGCAGAUAUUGUUCAUGUUAAUCCGCAGACCAAACACGUGAUUUCAUUAUUAUUGAACCCUUUUGAUUAUUAUAUGUUUCAUUUUGCGUAUCAUUUGAUCAAUCCUUGGCACCAAAGAUCGGGGUCUGUUUUAACUACACAACAACAAGCGUCGUGGAAUACGGUUUAUUAUGUGUUAUGCUGCGAUUAUAUGCUUCACUUUUUACCAACCACUCCUGGGGCUACAGUCUUGCCUGCGAUUUAUUAUAAUGGGAAAAAUCCAAUCCAGCCGCUGCAACAAAUGAAAUCUCCAGUUGGCUCAAAACUGCUAAACUCGUCUCUUUUAAAUAAAUCAGUUGAGGAGUAUUCGUUUCCCCAAAACUUGGGUCGCCAUCCGCGAAACCAAAUAUGGAGGAGCGAAACGGUUUUGACCGUUUUCAUAGACAUGUGGUUGAAUAACGACCAAAUCAGCCAACCGACCAAUCAAAUUAACAGUUCGUUUAACUCUUCUCCAGUUCCGCGAUUGUUACAAUAUACGGAACUCCCAACAUCGGAAUACAUGCGAAUAAUCCGUGUUUUAAUAAAGCAAUUGCAUGCGUUUUCAGCAAGUGCCAAAAUCGAUGACACUCACAUGUGUGAAUUGAAAAAAAUUGCGAUUCCAAUGGUUGAGGGAAAAUUUUACAUUUUUUUGCGAAACUUGAUACACAGGUGGCCAUUGGAUGGCUCCUUCAGGUUACUGUUAGAACUGUGGUUGACUUAUAUUCAGCCUUGGAGAUAUCCUCCCGAUGCCACGCAAGCCGACCUAAAAAAACAAAAUCUCGAUGCUGAGGACGCUAUGACCACCGCGCCUCCAACAGUUGGUCGCGAAUAUUUGCCCUUUAUUGCGGAAAAUUUACUGAUUUAUGUUGUGAUAUUUCAACAGUUGCUUCCCAGGUUUACUAGAGUGGAUCUAGUGAGCCCUAAAAUGUCCGUCAUGUUGUACAGAAUUAGUAAAGUCUUUAAUCAGCCGAAUUUGGCCUCACUUCUCAAAGAAAUUGAACAGUCGAUUGAAAAUAACCACUCGCCUUCGCACUCUUACAGCAGCCAUUGGCUGUCUAAUUUACCGCCUUUGAACCCGACCAGUAACUGGUGCACUAAUACUUCCCUAAAUUCGUCAAAUAUAUGGCCAAUAAAUACUUCCAUGAUCAGUGAGACGGGUUUUAAUUCGCCAAGGGGGUCGAAUUUUACGACCGAUGCUAACAGUUCGACUUUUAUGAACAGUUUAUUGGGAGAUAAAAAGUGGUCGGCGAUUGUAAAGCAACGAAUUUAUGAAUUGGAAGGACCUUCGUUUUGUUAUAAACCGUUGUUUUCAGUUCCGCCAGCUCCAGAGGUGUAUGAAUUAGUUAUACAAAUUAAGAGAUCAAUCAGUGUGGCGCAAGAGUUGGUACAAAUAAGAAAACAGGAGGAACAAGAACACAGUGUCAGCUUUUUCGACUUUCUGAGAAUUUUUUACGAUACGCCAACAACCACUGACGAAUUUAGCUUAAAUGAACGGUUGAAGGUUCCUGAAUAUUUGGAUAAGUCCCUAGACCACUUGAAGCAACUGUUCCAAUUAUCAGAGGUACCCGAAUCCGAGCCGGACACAUCAGUGCUCACAAAUUCCGGUUCAAGCGGUUUGGAAAUUUCCAAUGAUUUCAAAUUUCUCACUCCGGAGCGGGUCAGAGAACGAAUGAAGAAAAUCAAAUAUGAAGGAGACCCCGAUUUACAUCCGAUCCGAACGAUGGAAAUAGCAUUUUUAGUUCGAAUGUUGUACCAACUGUCUCUUCAAAUAAACGAAAAUUUCCGGCAAAAGUUCUGCCAAUUGUACUACGAUCAGACGUAUUGGGGACGUUUGUCGAGGCAACUUUUGUGCCCUCCUCUCACAAUCUAUAAAUAUGAUAAAACCAAACCUGGCUCUCCGAGGGUUAGUAUGGAGUUACCGCCGAGAGUUAGUUUGAGGUAUUUCGCAAGUUAUCACUUUUGGACUUAUUUAAUGAUCGGGUGGAUUGUUGCCGUUACGUUAGGUUAUGGUUUGCCAGUUUAUUUGUUAUUUGCUUUUUUUAUUGUUCUGUUGUAUAAAUGUAUAAGAGCCAUCGCUAGUAAUCCUGUCAGGCAUAAUUAUCCAACGGAAGGGUUCGGAAAUAUUAGUUUCGAUGACUCUUUUUAAACGCUUACAUUAAUAAACAAUAAAUAAAUACAUUUAGUUUUAA